AGAUUUGAAAGUUAAAUCGGCAGAAAUUAGAAUCGGUCCUAGCUGAUUCAGACAACAAUCCGUCAAUUCUCAAUCCGAUUCACCGGUUACAAUGGGAAGUCGAAUUUUUUUAAUUUAUAAGACCUUGGGAAGUCGAACGGUUUCUCUUCUUUUAGCUGAUCUAUUAGACUAUUACUUUUUUCCUUAUCUCUCUAGAGCUGGAAGGAGAGAGUAGUUAUCUUGUUUCUUAAGGAAAGAAGAGAAGAAUUUCUCUUUCUCUCUGCUUGUUUUCUACUAUCAAAAUCCAAUCUGAGCUGCUCUACAUCUGGUCUGCAAGAAGAGAAAGAAAAUAGCAGAGGUAUCAGAUAGAUAGACCAUAAGAUUCUUCUACAUCCCUUGGACAUGCAAAACAAGUGCCUUCUUUCUACUUUAGUGAAGUUUCAUUGGUCAUAUGCCGAAAGGUGAACCAAACCUUUAUCUUAGGGUUCCAACUGUGAAGUGCAUACAUAAUGGAGAGUGUACACACUUCAAAGAACAUGGCUCAUACUAAUCCAGUGAAGUUACUGGAGCACUGCAACAUCUCUUCACCACCAGGAUGUCUCGGAAACAAGAUCCUUCCCCUCACCUUCUUCGACAUGUUCUGGUUACCUCCCUAUCCCCUUGUUGAGGCCCUUUUCUUUUAUGACUAUUCUUACUCUAUGCACCACUUCAGAAGUGCCAUAUUUCCCAACCUUAAACACUCACUUUCCCUCACACUUCAAUACUUCUAUCCACUCGCCGGGCAUCUAGUGUGGCCUCAAAAUUUAUCAGAGCCUGAGUUCUGUUAUGUUGAUGGAGACUCAGUCUCCCUAACCUUGGCAGAAUCAGAUGGUGAUUUCUACCAUCUUUCAGGAAACCAUGCAAGAGAUGUUAAUCAAUUCCAUUGUCUUGUCCCCAAGCUUACCCUGUCAUCCAUUGUUGAUCCCAACUUCUCAAUUCCACUGUUGGCUUUGCAAGUAACUGUGUUUCCAAACUCUGGCAUUUGCAUCGGAGUAACUGCUAGUCAUGUAGCCCUUGAUGCUAGGACCCUUGUCCACUUCAUGAAGUCGUGGGCAACAAUUUCUAGAUCAGGAGUUGUUUCUUUGUCACCAGUCUCUCUGCCAUUCCUUGACAGGAAUGUAAUAAAUGACCAGAAGGAGCUCAAGACGAUUUACUUGAAUGAGAUAAAAAAAAUCAGAGGAACCAUUGAACAGAAAAGUUCUAAGGUUUCAAACAACCCUAUGGUCCCAUCUGAUAUGGUCCAAGCAACAUUUGUUAUGAACCAAAAUGAUGUCGAGCAACUGAGGCAAUGGAUCUUGGCUAUACGAAAGAAGGAUGAGAAUCAGACCUCAAUCACCACAUCCCAUCUAUCAACAUACACUAUAAUUUGUGCUCACACAUGGGUUUGCUCAAUAAAAUCGAGAUCAAUCGAUGGUCCUGCUGCUAAGAGUGAAGAUACGGAGAUCUUCCUCAUUGCUAUGGACUGUCGCAUCAGGGAUCGCCUGGAUCCUCCAGUUCCAGAAACAUAUUUUGGAAAUUGCUUGACAGGUUGCGUUGCAACAGUAAAAAGGAGUGACUUACUGGGAGAACAUGGGAUCAGCAUAGCAUCAGAAGCGAUCACAAAGGCAAUAAAGAAGCGAUUGGAUGAUGGAGUGUUGAAAGGGGCAGAUUACUUGAUGUCUGAAAUGAGUGCAGCAGUAGCUAAGGAGCCUUUUGCCGUUGCAGGGUCACCUAAGUAUAGAAUAUAUGAUACAGAUUUUGGGUGGGGAAGGCCAAAGAAGUAUGAAUCACUCAGAGUUGGUGGGAGACUUAUCUCACUUUAUGACUGCAAAGAUGGAGAAGGCAGUGUAGAAGUUGGGGUGGCUUUCCCUAAGUUCCAAAUGGAUUCUUUUUCUUCUCUCUUCUACAAAUUUCAGGCUAAUGUUUCCUGAGAGAUUGUUAUGAACUAAACAAAGUCCAUUCUUACAUCUGAUGGGACUUUUUAUGGGCAUGUUUGCCAAAUUUAUAUUGUUAUGCAUAAAAAAUAAAACGGAUGCACAGUUUGUUUUC
Macadamia integrifolia is the source of this 2046-nucleotide messenger RNA. Its product is annotated as malonyl-coenzyme A:anthocyanin 3-O-glucoside-6''-O-malonyltransferase-like. The record is from RefSeq and is a predicted model, not a curated record. NCBI's taxonomy places the organism in Eukaryota, Viridiplantae, Streptophyta, Magnoliopsida, Proteales, Proteaceae. The coding region runs from base 489 to 1928 and encodes 479 amino acids. The transcript has 2 exons.